CAUGUCAUUCCAAGAUGUAUACCUACAAAGGAGAAUUAUAGAACCGUCCGUGUUAGCGCUGUAAAUAAAUACCUACCAUCUGUUAUUUGCAUAAUCGAAUUACCUACAUAAAUACGUGAUUGAAAUAUAAGAAAAAGUUUGUUAUAAAAUUAGUGCCAACAAAAUAGAAUCUAUUCUUAUCUAGGUACAAUGGCAAACAAUAAUUGCGCAGACUCGGAUAGUGACCACGACUACGACACAUGUAGUGUGAGUAGAUCUAACUCGUGCUCAUUGCCAUUCGAUCCCACGUCGAUAGAGAACCUCAUUUUAAAGAUCGCUGACAAGUUCGAUUUCCGCGUGGUACUAAAUGAUGGACGGGCUAGAGGUGCACUGGUGGUGACUACGGGGCUGGCCCUGGCCGGUGCACUCCUCGGGCAUCACUAUGGUGGAAAACUAGGAGAGGGCGGAAGAAAAUGGGGUGGCAUCGCUGGUGGCGUGGUUGGUGGAGCUUGCGGCGCUGGUCUUGCAGCUGUGUCCAUGAGAGAUAUAUGGAAGGAUAUCAAGUUUAAACUAUCCGAGCUUUUCGAUAUUGUCUAUGACUAUUUAGCUGGACUUGGCAUAGACGAUUAUAAGAGAGCCGCAAUGUUCCUGACUAAGAAUGGUAGUGUUGCAGACCUAGCUAUGAUUAUAUUAAAAACGACAUCCAGUAUCCUUGGUCAGAAAAUAUUGUCUAGUUUGCCUGCCGCUAACUGAUCGCAAAAACGGGGUAUAUUCCGCCCGUGUUAGUAAUAAAAAAAUGUUAAUAAUUAUGUACAAUGCAUAGGUAUAUUAUAAAAGUGUUUACGUGAUCAAUUUUAUUAACUUUGCCUGACAUUUUAAGUAUAAUAAUAAAUUAUGACAUUAAAUAUUAUGUUAUAACAAAAAUUCUAAUAUUGUAUUGACUUAUAGUAUCAAUAUUUAAAAUGAACAUUCCAGUUGACAGAACCUAUAUUAUUAUAUUACUACAUUAUAUAAUAUAAAUAAUUAUCUCCUUAUUAUCUCGAUGCUUUCGCUUUAUAAAUAACGGGACUUUUCGAUUGUUCGUUAUCUAGUUUGUACUUAUCUGUGUUUUAUUAUUGCCAAUAGUAUUUAUAAUUAUUUAGAUUAAUAUUAGUUUGUCACAUUUAGUUAAGUACCUAUUAUGUUAUGGAUAAAUUUUGUAUUUUUUUAAUGCUCUGUAGUUCUUCAACGUGUUAUAAAAUUGUUCAAUUUAUUAUAUGAUUUGUAUUUAUUUUAUUAAAUUUAUGACAAAAUUAUGCAGUAG
This is a messenger RNA of Achroia grisella, 1282 nucleotides long. RefSeq lists its product as uncharacterized. The coding region runs from base 190 to 732 and encodes 180 amino acids. The record is from RefSeq and is a predicted model, not a curated record. The transcript is spliced from 2 exons. NCBI's taxonomy places the organism in Eukaryota, Metazoa, Arthropoda, Insecta, Lepidoptera, Pyralidae.